AUGAAGCUGACCUUAUUCUUACUUCUUAGAGAGAGGGUGUUGUUGCGUUCGGAAGAACGUCCCAGAAUCUCAGCGGCGCAGAACUAACGUUAUCUUCUAACGCCGUGUCAUGUGGCUAAUGUUAACCUCUGUGUUUUAUUGCGUAACGUCAAUAAAACCCACUUCACAUUUAGAACAGUCACGUUUGAGGUUCACAGCAAAGGUAGAAACACCGCUCAAGUUCGAGGUGAAUGUGUAUUAUCUCUUUAUUGGCUGUUAUUGUAACGUAACGAUACGUGCGUAAGCAUUAGCUGAUAAAAGCAGGAUAAUGGCUGGUAAAUGAGACGUGUCGGAUCGUAUUCUCGUGCACGUAACGUUCUCUUUGGGCCCUUUGGAGUCUAGGAGUUUACGGAUUGCGACACUGUUAUAUACCCAGAAUGUCUAGGUGGCUGGCGGUAUCGUAACGUUAUCAGAGCCGUGUGGCUGCUGCCGCUGUGAUUUUCUCAACUCAAGUGGAUUAAUACGAUGUGGCAGUUACUAUUGCUGCAUUCCAGCAUGAUGGUGUACAGUUAAAGACCUAUGAACAUAUUGACAGAAGCCAACAGUGAUAAUGCAAUCAAUCAAGCAAGAAGUGGACUCCGCUGAGCCCUACAGUGGAGAGGAUGCCCUGGUCCUGGCUUUACAAGGGGCUAGCAGAGACAUGAUGGGCCACCAAAUCUCUGAAAUUCCAUUCAAGGCUAAAACUUCCUGUCGCAGGAAAAGAGAGUUUAUCCCGGAGGAGAGGAAAGACAACCUUUACUGGGAGAGGCGUCGCAAAAACAACGAGGCAGCCAAGCGCUCCAGGGAGAAGCGCCGCAUAAAUGACAUGGUUCUUGAGAACAAGCUGAUGGACCUCGGAGAGGAAAAUGCCUCCCUCAAGGCUGAGCUGCUGUCACUGAAGCUGAAGUUUGGCCUCGUGAGCUUGGCAGCGUACGCCCAAGAAGUCCAGAAUUUAUCCAGCUCCGCCAAUCUCAACCUCUACCAGGAGUUUGCUCCAUCCAAUGCUGGCCAAAGUUCUUCCAGCAGGGUUUUGGAGCCUCAUCACUUGCGCAGCAGCUGCAUAUCAGUCAUCAAGCAUUCGCCUCACAUGCCCGAGACUUGUACUGCAGCUCAGGGCGACUUUGGUAUCUGUAGGACUGCAGAUGUCAAGCAGGAAGCAGCGGAGAGCGGCAACUAUGCACAAGAGACUAGCAGUCCCUACGAACUCUAUAGAAACUACAUGGCCAGCCCUUUGUCUGGGGUCUACUCCCAGCCUGCUUCAUUCCUGCAGCUCACCAGGUCAUCCAGUAACUCGCCCAGGAGCUCGGACGACGGUGCCGUAAGUAAGUCAUCAGAUGGCGAGGACGAGCAGCAGGUCCCCAAAGGGUUGACGCCGGCUGUAGCCGAUCCAAGCAGCGUCAUCAUCUGCACACACAAAGUGCCAGAGGCCAGCUCUUCAGCUUUGCCCCAUAAACUGCGGAUCAAAGCCAGAACCGUCCAAAUCAAAGUGGAGCCCAUCGACCCUGAAUACGAGACCUCUGGGAAGUCCUCCUCACCCGUCAGAGGUUCAGAGGGAGGAUGCUGCCAGACCGCUCAGGACUCCUCCCCGUGCCCUUUGUCAUUACAGGUCACCAACAUGCAAGACUGGACCCAUCAGUCUGAGCAGUGGCACAAGAACAGCACAGAGACACAUCAGAAUGGCUGCCAGAGUAGUAGGCUGAUCAUGAGCCCCGUCUCAGAUACAACCACUGCGGAGGUAAAAGAACACUCGGACGCCGCCGGCUGGUUUCUAAUACAGGGCCCUGCUGAAAUGUUUGUGAAGAUGGCCUCCCUCAAAAGACCGAUCACAGCACAGCAAGGGUCUGUGAUCGGGUCAACCAAAAAUCCCGCUGACCAUCAUGAGUCAUCAUCAAAACGAUGGUCCUCUGCAUGACCUUUUUGUAUUUUUUGCAUUUCACUGUAUUUGUUGUUGCACUGUGUGGUUGAUAUUGGGGUUAAACAAUGUUUCGAUUACUGCAAAUAAAACGUUUUCAAAUACUAGCUGUUGGAGCAUGAACAAAGGCUGUUCACUAAUAUAGGCUGGUUAAUAAUAAAAUGACCUGUCCUGUAAUAGUUGACAUGGUGAAUUCAGUACAACAGUCAUGUCAUCCUCACCACUCUGCUCCUCAGUUUCUCCUGUAACACAGAUUUUCACUCACAUUCUUUUGACCUCUUUCAUUUUUUAGAUUGAAAGCCUACCAGGAUUAUGUCCUUUUAAGUAGAAACACAACUUCUUUUUUACAAUUUAUUACCUUAAGGAAGCGUAAAGGUUUUUAAUGUGCAGGAAAAGUUGCAUUUCAUUACUGUAACAAACUUCAAGCUGAAAGUGACUGGAAUUCAUUUGUGAUUGAAAACUUGAUUUCUUUGAGUGACAGCAGCAGAGUGGUGAGCAUGACACGACUCUCUUCUACUGAUCAUGUUAGUGCUGAAAUAUAGAUUAUACUGAAUUCAUUCAGUGUUAUGUGCUUCCAUGUCUAACAGGUUCCAAUGCAUUAUCAGCAAAUGAAAACAGCGGAUAAGAGCAGGGAGGCUUUUUAGUUAUGAUCAAAUAUAGUUCUAAUCUUGUGUGUUUGUGUGUGUAUAUUAUGUAUAUAUAUACAUAUAUAUAUAUAUAAAUACUACUGUUCAAAAGUUUGGAAUCACCUGUUAUAUUAGUGUUUUUUCUUUCCUUCAAUAAUGGCUAUUUUAACAGAUAUAAAAAGACACAUUUGAAAUACUUUUAGUCCAAAAAGAAGAAUGAAAUGAUUCAAACUUCCAAGUAGUAGACUUCCACACAGUGGGGACCAUAUUGUUGUAACCAUUUGAACCAUGUUCUCAAACUUCAAAAUGAAGCAUUUUUUUAGCAACUCUCCUGUUAAUUCCAGCUCUUUGUAGGCAUUGUUGUGCACUUGACACUGAAACAGGAACCUGUUCCCAUUCCAAUGUGCAGCUUCUUCUACUAAUGACUGAAGAUUUCUUCUGUAACUGUUGCUCAGAGGGAUCCUUCAUCAGGAUAGUCGGCCCUUUGUACAGCGCUUUGUCUCCGUGUCCAAAACAUGGCUUUUUUGGAAACCCUUCUUACAAAAUCAGAUCUAUUUGUAAAGACAACUUACUUCAACUAAAGGCAUGAAAGAACAUUGACAAAUAUAGAAUAGUGCUCUCAGCCGUCUGACUACCCAAUCAAGUAUGUGUGGCAAGCAUUUCCAAACUUUUGAACAGUGUGUGAAUGUGUGAAGUUCUUAGUUUUACCUAAUUAUUCAUGCUGUCACAGGCUCUGUCCAUCCGUGUCCUGAACGCCGCUCUGCAACUAAAGGCUCCAGUUAACAGCUGUUCAUCUUCACACAUGUACCUAAUGUAGUUUGGUUAAUUUAUCCGUUUGUAUGUUGGUGUGGUGACACUCUGCUUUAAAAGGAUCUUUAUUUCAUGGGUUUAUAAUUUCUGAAUUAUUUGUAAAACAUUUCCUGGAAAGAACAGUGUACAUUGAUACUAAGUACCGGGAAAUAGGUCUUUACACUAACUGCUAAUGUAAUCUAGAGGUUAAAUAGUCCGUGUACAGCAGGUCAGCUACAUGUUUAGCAUGUUAAACUAUGGAAUUUCACACAUAGGUUUGCAAUAUGAAAUGAAUAAAUUGUUUCCCUGAGCUUUUCUUUAAGGACAGCUUAGCUGCCCCAUAUUUAAUACCAAAUUAGUUAUUUUUAUGAAAAUGUCUACGAAUCAGGACCUAAAUACAGCAUUUGUGUUCUCUCUUGUACUAGUUGAUUGUUUUAAUGCUGAAUACUUUCAUCAGCACAGUAAUACUGUAUUCUUGUCUCUGCUGUAGUUUUAAAACACAGAGAGCUACACAUGUUGACUUAACCUGAGCUUAGUGUCACAUUUAUAUACACUCUGCUGCACUGGUUCACUAUUUGCCAAAUAGCCAUUGCUUCUCUUUGGUUCUUUAUUUGCUUUUUGUUGAUUAUUUCAACCUUCCCGGCCACUGGUUAACUAAGAAUCACAGUGGCUGGACAGUUGUGAUUACCAUCUGAUGGAGCUGACAACAGAGUAACUGGACUUUAUAAAGCUCUGACGGAUAUUCUAACACAUUAAAUCCUCAAAUGUUAGAAAAUGUACAUUUGUAUCAACAAAACAUCUCCAGAGAUUCAGAAUUAUACACAAACAGUUGUUUUUUCUUGUGUUAUUAACUGAUAUGGAAUCCAGAAGUGUCUGAGGUUAAUCAAAUGGCAUACUUAUUAAUUUCUUACAGCGAUUUGGGAGGAUUACAUCAUACCUCCACCGUCUGUAGUCAAUUUUAAAUGGCUGACUUCAGACCACCCUAGUUGAUAUUCAAGUGCAUUCCCUUGUUCCUGUCAGAAGAAUGGUGCGUGCAUUAGUUGUCAUAGUUUGGAAUAUCUCAGUGAGGAUGGUGAUAACUCCAGCUAUCUGUUUCUGAACACUUGUAUUAUUUCUUGUAAUGGUGAGUUUUUGUUUACAAUAAAUGUCUUGUCACUGAAUCAA
Molecule: messenger RNA, 4509 nt
Organism: Anarrhichthys ocellatus (wolf-eel)
Lineage: Eukaryota; Metazoa; Chordata; Actinopteri; Perciformes; Anarhichadidae
Gene: nfil3
Product: nuclear factor, interleukin 3 regulated
Exons: 2
Coding region: 590-1930 (446 amino acids)
Biological process (GO): regulation of DNA-templated transcription; circadian rhythm; DNA-templated transcription
Cellular component (GO): nucleus
Molecular function (GO): DNA-binding transcription factor activity; DNA binding
Source: RefSeq, a predicted model, not a curated record